CCCCCCCCCCCGGACCCCCUCCCCGCCUCGGGGUCCCCGCAGCUCCCCAAGCCCCCCCCGGACCGUGCGGGCCCCACCCCGACCCCCUCCCCGAGCAGCGACCCCGACCCCGCAGCGAUGGUGACGAUCCUGAGCACGGUGGAGGCCCAGGCUCCCAGCACCCCAGGGCCAUCAGGCUGUGGCCCCAUCCCUGUCCCCGUGGCUGUGCCAGUGGUGGCGGUGCCGGGGCCGGGGGUGGCGGCAGCGCUGCCCAAUGGGGCCCCCCCAGGCCCCCCCAUGGCCGAUGACAGCAAAACCAACCUGAUCGUCAACUACCUGCCCCAGAGCAUGAGCCAGGAGGAGCUGCGGAGCCUCUUUGGCAGCCUCGGGGACAUUGAGUCCUGCAAGCUCGUUCGUGACAAGGUCACCGGGCAGAGCCUGGGCUACGGCUUCGUCAACUACGUUGAGGCAGGUGACGCCGACAAGGCCAUCAGCACCCUCAACGGCCUCAAGCUGCAGACCAAGACCAUCAAGGUGUCCUAUGCCCGGCCCAGCUCAGCGUCCAUCCGUGACGCCAACCUCUACGUGAGCGGCCUCCCCAAGGCCAUGGGGCAGAAGGAGAUGGAGCAGCUCUUCUCCCAGUACGGCCGCAUCAUCACCUCCCGCAUCCUUGUCGACCAGGUCACAGGUGUCUCACGAGGGGUGGGCUUCAUCCGCUUCGACAAGCGCGUGGAGGCAGAGGAGGCCGUCCGGGGGCUGCACGGGCAGAAACCGCUGGGCGCCGCCGAGCCCAUCACUGUCAAGUUCGCCAACAGCCCGGGCCAGAAAUCAGGGGGGGCCCUGCUCAGCCUCUGCCCCAGCGCCCGCCGCUACGGUGCCCUGCACCACCCCCCCCAGCGCUUCCGGCUCGACAAUUUGCUGAACGUGGCCUACGGCGUGAAGAGGCACCAUGAACACCCUGAGGACUCCCCCUGGGCGCCCCAGAGCUCGUGGACACUGUGGGGGACAUGGGGGGCAUCCCCGAAGAUCCUCCCCCCUCCCGGAAAGACUGGAGACCCCCCCCAGGACACUGAGGACACACUGGGAAUCCCUCCUCAGGCACCCCAAAACCCCUGGGACUUGCAAAGGCGCCUGGAUACAGAGGCAAGUCACCUCCAAAGCCCCCUGGAAUACCACGGGCACCCCAAAGACCCUGGAGAUGAGCCCCCUCCCCACCUGGAGAUGUUGGCAGACACCCCCCCUCCCCCCGGGCACUGUGGACACCCUGGAGGUGGGGUCUCAGCACCUGGAAGCCGCAGUGACCCCCAGCAAGCCCAGGUACCUCAGGAAUCUCCCGGACACCCCCCCCCCCGCCCCUGUGAGACUCCCCCCCCCCCCCCCCGGGGGCAGGUGCCAGACACUGCCCCCCCCUUCCCCCCCCCCCCCCACUCCGGGAUGGCCACGCACCCCCAAAUGGGGAGGAGUUGGGGGGGGGGGUGUCGUUCCCCCUCCCCUUAGGGAUGUCCUGCCCCUCGGGGGAGGUGUGGAUGUGCGUGUGUGUGUGGAAGGCCAGGUCGGGGGGGGCGAAUGCAGGGGUCCCCCGGGACCGAACUGCCCCCCACCCCCUGCGGUGGCACCGCGGGGAGCCCCGCCCCCUGGCUCGGCCCCGCCCCCUGGCUCGGCCCCGCCCCAAAGGCCAAGCCCCGCCCCAAAGGCCAAGCCCCGCCCCGUCCCUCGGGGCCAAGCCCCGCCCCAGGACUAGAUCCCGCCCCCGCGCGUGUCGCGCCAGCCCCCGUGGCGCCCUCUGGCGGUGGCCGGACCACCCGGAGGACGCGGGUUCCAGUCCCGGCUCCGGCCGCUGCCCCGGGGGGGUGGGGGGGGGGGCGGGGGGCGGGGGGCUUCCCCCACCAGAACCCCCCAUUCGGCUUGUUUUGUCCUCAGGCUGGUGCCAAGAGGGGACCGUGCCCCCCUCCUCCCCUCCAGUCCAGCAGUCCGGGGGGAGGGAGGAUAUCUAUCUGUUCUCUCUCCUCUUUUUUUUUUUCCAUUUCUUUUUUUUUUUUAUUGGAGGGGGAACUUUUUUGGGGGGGAGAAAGAACAAACAAUAAUGAGUAAUAACAAUAAUGGUAGCGCUAAUGGUAGCGAGGAGAGAGACCGACAUAGCAAGCGGUGACUCCUCCAGAGCGACAGACACAAAACCAUCUAUUUUUGUAAGAGAAGAAAAAAAAACAAAAAAAAAACCAAACAAAAAAAUCUUAAAAAAAAAAAAAAAUCCUCUGAAGUCCCCCCAAACUGUCCCUCUGGAGGGAAGUUGCGGGGAAGGGGGGGGGGAGGGAAUCUGUAAUGUGCCCCCCCCCACCCCCCCGGUUGCCCAGAGGCAGGGUCAGAGGUUGU
Grus americana (Whooping crane) is the source of this 2349-nucleotide messenger RNA. It is a transcript of the gene ELAVL3, whose product is annotated as ELAV like RNA binding protein 3. Gene Ontology annotation, molecular function: RNA binding. Gene Ontology annotation, cellular component: ribonucleoprotein complex. NCBI's taxonomy places the organism in Eukaryota, Metazoa, Chordata, Aves, Gruiformes, Gruidae. The transcript is spliced from 7 exons. Bases 118 to 1476 code for a protein of 452 amino acids. The record is from RefSeq and is a predicted model, not a curated record.